UCUUACUCUCUCCCUCCCUCUCUCCAUAUAUUCAUUCACAAACACACGCAAAAUCAACAACACACAACAAAAAACCCAUACUUCAAUUAAUAAUAUCAACCAACUUUUCUCAUUGCAAGAUUCCUCACCAUGGGAUUUCCAGUAGGAUACACAGAACUUCUCUUCCCAAAAUUAGUUCUUCAUCUUCUCUCCAUCUUCACUUUCAUAAGAAAACUCAUUUGCAUCAUUUUUCGUUAUCUGGGUCUCCCUGAUUUCAUCGAACCCGACAUUACAUGGCCAGAAAAUUCGACCCGAAUUCCCGAAUUCGAAUCCGUUUCAGCUCUUCUUAUUCGUGAAAUCUUACCGGUUGUUAAGUUCAUGGAUUUAGUGGACCCACCUGAAAGCUGUGCUGUCUGUCUUACUGAGUUCGAGGAUAACGAUGAGAUCAGACGGUUAGCGAAUUGUAGACACAUUUUUCAUCGAGGUUGUUUGGACCGUUGGAUGGGUUAUGAUCAAAGAACGUGUCCUUUGUGUAGAACACCUUUUAUACCUGAUGAUAUGCAAAGUGCUUUUAAUGAGAGAUUAUGGGCUGCUUCUGGGAUUCCUGAGGCUGAGUUUCACUCUGAUGUUCUUGCUUUGUAGCUCAAUUCAACUUAAGGACAUGUUUGGGUUUUUUUGGUUUGUGUUUUUUUAUUUUUCAUUUUCAUUUUUUGUGUAUUUGUACAUAGACAGAACUCAUGAGAAACUGAGAUUUUAGUUGUAUAUGGAUUUUAUUUAGUUUUGUA
Trifolium pratense (red clover) is the source of this 764-nucleotide messenger RNA. RefSeq names its product brassinosteroid-responsive RING protein 1-like. The transcript has a single exon. Gene Ontology annotation, biological process: protein ubiquitination. Lineage: Eukaryota; Viridiplantae; Streptophyta; Magnoliopsida; Fabales; Fabaceae. The record is from RefSeq and is a predicted model, not a curated record. Gene Ontology annotation, molecular function: ubiquitin protein ligase activity; zinc ion binding. Bases 130 to 621 code for a protein of 163 amino acids.